AUGGGUGGCGAGGAUAAGAUAUCCGAAGCCGAGCCACAACAAUAUCAACAACAACAACAACAACAACAACAACAACAACAACAACAACAACAACAACAACAACAACAACAACAACAACAACAACAAAAAUAUCAUCAUCAUCGGCAACCACAGCUGGUGGAACAACAACUACAGUAUCAAGAAGCAGAAAAGUCGCAUCAGCUAGAUUUGAAUGUAGCCGAUCAUGAUCACAACCAUGUGCAGCAAAAUUCAGGCAAUUUGAAUAAUGAGGAUGACCUCGAUCUUGAAAGUGCGAUAGCCAAUGCACUUGAUGGAAUAUUUGGUCAGGCUCCAGAAUUAUCGCAUAAUCAAGAGCCUAUUCAAACAAGUCAAGAAAAUAAGGAUGAAACAGAUUUGCAGGUGACGGAGAAAGGACUGUUGCCAGAUAGUUCUACCGAGAUGGCAAUUGUCUCACCAAAAACUGCUCAAGCAUCGUUGCAAUCAAAAAGCGAUAGUAAAUCAUCUGAACUGGUGCCGUAUUCUGAAAAUGCCGACACUGGUCGACCGCAUUUUACCAAUACCGGACAAACUCAAGAUGAACAUGAAGAUUUUGAUGACGAGCUUGAAAAUGCAAUUGGCUCUGCUUUUAGCGGGUUGUUUGAUAAUGUCAAACUUCAAAAUCCUCCACCCACUGAAUCAACAUCACAAACUAAUACUAUACAAGACCCAAACAUGAACUUUCAAGAAGAAUCUGCUGUACCUAGUUUCUCAAAUUCUGAAACAAAAUCGACUACUGCGGCUUAUAUUUUUGAAAAUGACAAGAAUCUGGUAAAGAAACCACGAAAUAGUGUUGUUGAAACUAUCAAUGACUCUUACGGUAAUUUGAAGCAGGCUUCAAAUGGUUAUAGUGGCGAACGUGGUGCCGAUGCUGAUAAUACAAACCAUAAUGAAAAUAAUAAUAACAAUAAUAGUCAUGAUAAUCAUAUUAUUAUCAAUCAUACUAAUAAUAAUAAUAAUAAUGAUGAUGAUGAAGAUGAUGAUGAUGACUUGGAGAAUGUCAUUGGAUCAGCUUUGAGUCUGGUGUUCGGCAUCCGAGAACUUUCAAAACCAUCUAGUACUUCUCUGGAAAAGACGAGAGUUGACACCAAUGAAACUAAUAACAUCUUGACCCAAAACAUUUCCGCCCCCGAAACCGAAACUGCCUCGAAACCACUUGAAUCUACUGGAAAUCAGAAUGGUGCUAAUGCCUAUAAUGUUGACGAUGACGAACUUGAUCUUGAUGCAGCUAUAGGAGAUGCUUUCAAACUGAUCUUACCUUCACGAUCAAUCGAUACUGUACCCGUCGAUACAAAGAGCAGUGGACAAUUAAUUGAACCUGUUAAUGCGCAGUCCACACAGUCAGUCCAACACGCAUACUCAACUACUUCAGAUAACCACUCAAUGCUACAUCAAAACCUGACAAUAGGUGACAAAGUAAAUGAUGAAGAUUUGGAUCAAGUAAUUGCUCAAUCAAUUCAAGAGGCACUUAAGGCCAAACGAAGUACUGACAUUAAUACCGAAGAUAUGGAGUUGGCUAUUUCGAGUGCGUUUGAAUUUGCAUUAAAGAAUGCCCAAGCACCUGCUUCCGCAACUGACCGUGCUCCAACUUCAGCCGGUUCAUCUAGCCGUGUGGAAUAUUUGCCUACGAAACUGUCUACACCUUCGCUCUAUGAUCAACAAUCUCAACAGACCAAUGUUUCUGUUGGUAGGAAUGCUGAGAUCCAGGAAAGCGGAUCACCAGUUCAAGUGAGACAAGGACUCUCCCCAUCUCAUGUCAGUCAACCUGCACAUGCUUCUGAUCCAACUCAAACCCCUACAUCCUUAACAAAUCAGAUUGUGGGCUCCGUCAAAGAGGGUACAGACUUGGAGCUGCUACAAAUUGGAGAAAUAAUUAAAAGUAGUAUAGGUGACAUGGCAAAAGGAGGUUCAAAUAAACCGUUGCUGACAUCUUUGAACAACUUGAAAGCGAACGAGGCAAAUUCUGCUCUCAUUGAUACUCCUAAACAUCAACAAGUGCUUAAACCAAGUACCUUUGUUCCGACUGAAUUAAAACAGACUUUUCCGCUCGACUCGUCACAGAGAGUUUCAAAUAAGAAACAAAUCAAUUCUACAGAACUGCAACAACAACAACAACAACAACAAGAACAACAAGAACAACAACAGAAUCAGAAGCAGCAAGAAAGGCAUCAUCAGUCUCAACGCCCACCGCUAAAGGAGAUUACACGUCCAACUAUUUCCGAUGUCACUAAAAAAUCACUUUUUUCCAAUGCAGACGUGAAAUUGCAAAUUUCAUCUGUAAUGGAGACUUUGACCUCAAAAAUCAAUAGUGGGGAGCUCACUGACUCUGAAAUUCUUCUUGCAAUUCGACAAGUAACUGAAGAGAUAGCCGCUGGCGGUUCACUCUCACAAUUUUUUAAAAGUCCCAUGACAAUUGAAACUUUCAAGAAAAAUUGCACACCGCUUGAAAAAAGUACCAUUAAUAAAUCUAUACAAUUAGCUUGCGCCUUUUUGAGCAAAAGCCUGGAGGGUGAACCAGUCCAAGAUAAGGCUGAGACAUUAUUGUAUAAUUUCCAACGGAAACUUAGUGACUCUCCUACCUCCACUUUUAUUGCGCCCCAGCAAGAAUUGUCAGAAGAAAAAAUUGAGUACCUAUCAGUUAUCUGCAAUUCUGUAUUGAACACGUUGGUUGGGGGGUUUCCAUCGUCCGUUUGUACUGCGGAUAUCAUUGCAGUGAUUGAUACGUUUCGUUCAAAUUCUCCUGACGCUCGAAAACGAACACGUAUGGGUAAUAGGGAACGGAAAAAGCGAUGGAGAGAAGAGAAUGCCGAGAGAAAUAAGGACAAUGAGUUGAAAAUGAGGGUUGUGAAAAAGGCAAAUGCCAAAUAUGGUUCUGAAGACAGUAGGGAAAAGCUCGCUUGGAUUGAAGAAGAGUUUUCAAAGAGAAAAGCGAGACGUCUGGUUAAGCCUCUCAACGAAGAAAACAAAGUCGAAGCUAGUCUAGACCCGGAAGCAUCUGCUACAACUAUCAAGAAAGAGAAUGAAAAAACAGCAACUACAACUACAACUACAACUACUCCAACAACAAUGAAAGAUUCUUUUUCCUCUUCUUCACCAUCAUCUUCCGCAUCUGCAAAAUUUAAUUUUUCCAACGAAAAGGCUUUAUCAAAAACCAUUGGUGAUGUCUUCAGCCUUUUAUUCAAAGAUGCUGAGGGAAAGAAAACUUCAGCUCACUUUAUUGCUAUAUCGGCGUUGAUUGCAUCCAUAUCGUUGGUUUCUGUCGAUUCUGCAGAACAAAAUCAAGAUACUAUAAAUGAGGUUGUGACUAACAUUGUAAAAAGUUUAUUGGAUCGAACCUAUAAUGGAUUCAACUUGCUCACAAAGAGUUCCAACACUGAAAACUUGUUGCUGGCCAACAAGAAACGGAGCCAUAUUACCGAUAUUUCCCCAUCCAAUAAAAUGGUAAAGAUAAACGCAAAUGAAGGUCAAACUUUACAGAGACCUGUGAAUACCAAAACCACGACCCCUUCCUCUAUUCUAAUUAACUCCAAUUUCAAUUCUAACCACAUCAGUAACCCCAGAAUCCCCAAUGUCAGCUCGCACAUGAUCAAACUUAGCAGGCCAUCCUUUUCUGAUGUACAAAAAUCAAAACCAAGCUUACAUGUACCAACUAUUUCCCCAUUUAUUUCUCAUAAGGUUUCAACGACAUCUGGGGUUUCGGGCGCGGGUGCAGGUGCGGGUGUGGGUGUGGCAGCGACAUCGACAGGGGCAACGACGACAACGACUCGUAUUAAUGGUCAUUAUACUUUAAAUAAGCCUAAGGCUUUCAAGCCCUUAGCUUUUAAGAGACCACAAAGUGAGAGAACUAAGUCACCAGGAUUGUAUACUUCAUCUAUUUAA
Molecule: messenger RNA, 3915 nt
Organism: Lodderomyces elongisporus
Lineage: Eukaryota; Fungi; Ascomycota; Pichiomycetes; Serinales; Debaryomycetaceae
Exons: 1
Coding region: 1-3915 (1304 amino acids)
Source: RefSeq, a predicted model, not a curated record